Molecule: messenger RNA, 1178 nt
Organism: Oryza sativa Japonica Group (Japanese rice)
Lineage: Eukaryota; Viridiplantae; Streptophyta; Magnoliopsida; Poales; Poaceae
Source: RefSeq, a predicted model, not a curated record
UCCCACACAUUUGCCCAACCACACAUGCGCCCAGUCGUCUGUGUGUGUGCGCGUUGUAUGUAUCCCAAGCCCCAAUCCAACCAACCACUUCCGCAAUCUUCUUAACCAACCAACCAAGCAACCCACAACCAAACCAUCCCCAACCCAAGGCCCCCAACCCCAAGAACCAAGGAGGAAGACGACGAUGAAGAGGGAGGGAUGGCAGCACGGCGCGGUCCGGGUCAACCGCAGCAAGCUUCUGCGGAUCGAGGCGGCGGCGGAGAAGGCUGGGGAGGCGGCGGUGGUCGCGGCGCCGUCGAAGCCGACGAACGCGUCGAGGAUCACGGGCAAGUGCCGGCGGCCGCGGUGCCGCGGGUGCCACGACCACCCCGCGGACAAGGCCCGGGACAAGGCGAAGGGGGCGCACAAGCUCCGGGCCUGCGACGUCGCGCUCAACCACCGCCUCGUGUCCUGGCGCGUCGUCGACAGCGCCGGGGCGUGGGCGGCCGGCACGGGAAUCCCGGACUACAAGGGCGCCUCCGCGUCCGCCGUGCUGGCCUACCUCGCCGGGGGGAGCAGCUACCACGAGGACGACGACGACGGGGGCGCCCCCGCCCUGGAAGCCGCCCCGCCGGCCAGCGGCAGCGGCCUCUCUGACCUGUACGACCUCAUCGUCGGCCACCACGCCGCCGCCCGCCAAGAGCCGGACACGGCGCGCGCCACUGACAUAGAAGUAGCAAACAAGGACGGAAUCGAGGAGGAGCCGGAUCAAGAUGCAGCAGCAGCGUCUGGUGAAGAGGAGGAAGAAGACGACAUGGGCUUCUUCAUGGUGGGGAUCACAAUUGCGCUGGAGUUCUCAGAUGGGGAGGAAGACUGGAUCGUGGUGGAGGAGAUCUGAUCCGAUCUCGGUCAGUUCGAUCAAGAAUUGCAAAAUAAAGAAUGCAAGAGAGGUCAUCCAUCCAAUCCAAUCAUCCAUGUGUUGGCUCUGUAUGAUCCUGUCUCUCCCAUCUGCUGGUGGUGUUCAUAUUAUUGUUGCUCCAGUCGAUUGUGUCCAUGUGUAUAUGGUGACUUUUAAUCAUCGCUUAAUUUAGUUGUGGUCAAUUAAUUGGUCAUGGAUUAUGAUGCAUGAUUCAAAACCUGAAUUUAUCUCAUGUGUGAAUAAAAUGGAGAAGGGAACUAUUCUUCUUCACUUGUUGGUU